AUGCCACUCCUUGAUUUAUCUCCGGAGGUUUUCGAAAACGUCGUUCAUGAGCUAGUCUCUGUCGCUGGUGUUAACGUGGCCUGGAAGCUUCGUAGGGUCUGUGGUACAUUCAAGCUAGCUAUAACGUACGACAUCUUCGCCAAGCGGACCUUGAAAGAUCUCACCUACAUCUCGAACGACCUUUUGUGCCACAAUUUUGGCCUCUAUCUCUACUACCGAAGUAGGGUACCCUUGGAUGUGCAUCCGUACCUACCCGAAAGAAUCAACAAUAUGAUCAGCUAUAUGUCAGAAGAGCUAGGAACUGUCACGGAGAGCGAGAAAGAAGGGUUGCAAAGGGACUUAUGCGACAGACUAGGCGCUGACACCACAAAUGACGAAAUGAUACGCGCUUUGCGAGGCUAUGGCAGCAGAAAAGGCUUGAAACCUGAGUACCUCGGCACCCCUUUCGGAGCAAUCGAUCAGCUCGUGGCUGCGUCAAUCCUCGGAAAACUUGGACUCAUUAAAACAGCGAUGGAAUCGCUGCGCAGCUACGAUACUCAUCCCGUCUUCGGAGGUGUUCUCUUGCGGGCGACUGCAGAAGGACAGGCAUCUGUUGUCAAAAUCAUACUGGAACAGCUAGACGCGGCCUUGCAAGGUUCUCACGAAGCCCAGCGCAUACGAAUGGUCGUCCAGCAAGACCCAUUUGCUUGCAAAGAAUGGGAAGUGAGCGAGUUCAACAUUUCACGGGCCAUCCUGGCCGCCGUCGAGCAUUCCCGUCCUGAGAUACUUGGUAUAUUAUCCACGUGGUACAAGCAAGCAGGGUUCACAUUCUUGAAAGCUGAGUACAACACUUUUCUUGACACAGCCAUUCGCAAGUCGAGUCUGGCGGUAUUCCAGCGUGUGUUAGACGUUCCUUAUACCAAGAGAAAGACGACGAAUCCUAUCACCUCCUCACAGCUUUCCCUGGCAUGCGCAAAAGGACGCCAAGAUGUCGUCAAGCUGUGCUUCGAGAAAGGCCUCAUUGAGACAGCGGCAGCGACCUGUGCAAUGAUUUCAGGCAUCAACUCGAACAAAUCCGAAAUCGUCAAUUCACUCAUACAGGCUGGCGCUGACGUCAACUAUCCGACGCCAUACUACUCUACCGUAAGGCUUCCGUUGAAAGUGGCAAUGCAUAAGAAGAACCUUUCCAUCAUUCAAGCUCUGAUUGAUGCAGGUGCACACCUACCAAACAUCGCAUGUUGGUCAAAGCAUGAGGCUACAUAUGGGAUUCUGCGACAUGCCAAGAUCAAGAACGACGGUGGGCACGUGCUGGAGUACAAGUAUUUCAAGAAAAUGAAGAGGGCAGAGAUUGAGAAACUUGGAGCUGAGGAUUCGAGAAGUGACGAGCUUGGAGUAACGACUUCAGUCACUGCGAUGGACUUGCUCGACUUCCCGCCUGAGAUCUUCAGGCACGUCAUCAACUGCCUGGUCAGUGAUGUUGGUGUCCUAUGUGCUUGGAAACUGCGAAGCGUAUGCCGUAAGACUCUCAUUCCCGUGGUCGCGCAAAUGCUCAGGGCUGAUAAUUUCAUAGGAACCUUUGAUCAGGAGAUCAGCGCAAACAUUCUAGCCGUACAACCGGGAGAGGCGUUUCGCAGCUACAGAGCCUGGUGCCUACUCAAUCGCAAAGAGAACAUGAUGUACUACCUCGCAUAUCACGUCAAGAGUCCACGCGAUGUCUUACCGGAGCUUCCCGCCAAGAUACAGAGGAUGGUGGAGUAUGUCACCAAGGAGCUCACCGCAAUAGACAGUCUCGACGACCGUAACAUCCUUCUGGAGGUUUGUGCCGGCGUUGCGCAGACAUGUCCGCUCCUUGCAACCUUUCUCUGGCGGAAUAGCUCAACCUCGCCAGGGAGCGAGCAAAGAUACAGGGAACGGCGCCAAGCACUGAGCAAGGAUAUCACCUAUCAUGACCAGCUCAUUGCGGCGAUAAGUGUAGGUGCUCAUGAUGCCGUCGCAAAACUACUACCUCAUGCUCCUACCUCACUCUCGCUGGGUAUUUUUGAAGAGCCAAUACUAGCUGCUGUUCGACAACAAGACCACAAGAUGAUCGCUGUUAUGAUGACAGUUCUGGAUCAACAUAAGUUGAAGAGGUUCAAGAAGAAUCAGGUCAUUGGGUUUGGUUCUCCAUACAGUAUGCUUGGCUCCAUGCAACCAGCUAUCGCGGAUGAUAACGUCGACAUGGUAAAGCUACUACUUGGCUACAUUCGUCGCUACCUGACCCUUCCCGACAAAACCUAUUAUCGUCAGUGGAUAGAUCGUGCAAUUCUCUCACGAAGCAACAACGUCCUCAGAACUCUUCUCCAAGCCGCACCCGACACCAAGCCCUUACAUAUCAACACUACUAUCUUCGAACGGGGCGUUAAGACCGGAGACUCAGCUAUCGUUACCACUCUCAUCAACUACGGAAGCAUUCAGCUAGACUCUAGUAGCGCCCAGAUGUCAGCCCUGGCGGCUUCCAUAAGAGCUGGUGGUGUUGCGGUAAUUCGCGCAGUCGUCGAAGCUGGUGCAGACAUUAAUUUGGUUAUAACAACCCAUCGUCUGAAGCAUUGCGAUGCCAUUACACCACUGGAGUACGCUAUUUAUCUGAACCACUUCGACGCCGUGUGCUACUUGAUCAAGUGCGGAGCCAGCGUUCCUGCUACCUAUACUUGGCACCUCUCAAAGAAGAUGCAAGCCGUCCUUCAGAAUGCGGCAGUCUCCCAGAAGCAAUCGACGAAGCAAAAGCAUUAA
This is a messenger RNA of Alternaria ventricosa, 2748 nucleotides long. RefSeq lists its product as uncharacterized. Bases 1 to 2748 code for a protein of 915 amino acids. The transcript is spliced from 3 exons. The record is from RefSeq and is a predicted model, not a curated record. Gene Ontology annotation, molecular function: protein binding. NCBI's taxonomy places the organism in Eukaryota, Fungi, Ascomycota, Dothideomycetes, Pleosporales, Pleosporaceae.